UAAAGAGGAGAGAGCUGAGCGGGGCUGAACAAUAGAGACAGGCGGACGGGCGAGGAGAGCCAGCUGCCGCUGCCGGGCACCGCGGGCGCGCAGGCAGCGGGGACCCCCGGCCUGGGCCAGACAGCAGGCGGCCAGCGCCCCAGGGAAGGGACCAUGGGGGAACCGGCGGCAGGCGCCCCCAGCCCGCCGUGCGCCGCCGCCUGAGGAGGGUCGGCGCUAACCUCCGCCGCAGACCCCCGCCCCGCGCCCGCGCCCGGAGCCCCGUGGCCACCGGCUCAGUGGCCACGGCCACCGCGCCCUCGGCCCCAGGCUUCGCCGGCGCCCGGCUGCCCGCGGACGCCCUCCCCCAGUCAUGAACCCCCCGGAGGGGGCAGCGGAGGAAGUGGGAGCCGCCGACUCGGACGUGGACGCCUUUUUCCGGACAGGAUCCUUUCGGAAUGAUGGUUUGAAAGCUUCAGAUGUCCUUCCCAUCCUAAAGGAGAAAGUGGCCUUUGUGUCUGGGGGCCGUGAUAAGCGAGGCGGACCCAUCCUGACCUUCCCUGCCCGAAGCAAUCAUGACAGAAUAAGACAGGAAGACCUGCGGAAACUCGUGACGUAUUUGGCCAGCGUGCCAAGCGAGGACGUUUGCAAACGUGGCUUCACAGUCAUCAUCGACAUGCGGGGCUCCAAGUGGGACCUCAUCAAGCCCCUCCUCAAAACCCUGCAAGAAGCCUUUCCCGCCGAGAUCCAUGUGGCCCUCAUCAUCAAACCCGAUAACUUCUGGCAGAAACAAAAGACCAACUUCGGCAGCUCCAAGUUCAUCUUUGAGACAAGCAUGGUGUCUGUGGAGGGCCUCACGAAGCUGGUGGACCCCUCCCAGCUGACAGAGGAGUUUGAUGGUUCCCUGGAUUACAACCAUGAGGAAUGGAUUGAGUUGCGCCUCUCCUUGGAGGAGUUCUUCAACAGUGCGGUACACCUGCUCUCACGCCUCGAGGACCUGCAGGAGAUGCUGGCGCGGAAGGAGUUCCCUGUGGAUGUGGAGGGUUCCCGGAGGCUUAUCGAUGAGCACACACAACUUAAGAAAAAGGUGCUGAAGGCCCCUGUGGAGGAGCUGGACCGGGAGGGGCAGCGGCUGCUCCAGUGCAUCCGCUGCAGUGAUGGCUUCUCAGGGCGCAACUGCAUCCCAGGGAGCGCUGACUUCCAGAGCCUUGUCCCCAAGAUCACCAGCCUCCUCGACAAGCUGCAUUCCACCCGGCAACACCUGCACCAGAUGUGGCAUGUGCGAAAGCUCAAGCUAGAUCAGUGCUUCCAACUGCGGCUGUUCGAGCAGGAUGCAGAGAAGAUGUUCGACUGGAUAAGCCACAACAAGGAGUUAUUUCUUCAGAGCCACACCGAGAUCGGAGUCAGCUACCAGCAUGCACUAGACCUCCAGACACAGCACAAUCACUUUGCUAUGAACUCCAUGAAUGCCUAUGUCAACAUCAACCGCAUCAUGUCUGUCGCUUCCCGCCUCUCAGAGGCCGGCCAUUAUGCCUCCCAGCAAAUCAAGCAGAUCUCCACGCAGCUAGACCAGGAGUGGAAGAGUUUUGCUGCUGCGCUGGAUGAACGCAGCACCAUCCUGGCCAUGUCUGCCGUGUUCCACCAGAAGGCAGAGCAGUUUCUGUCAGGAGUGGAUGCCUGGUGCAAGAUGUGCAGCGAAGGUGGCCUUCCCUCUGAGAUGCAGGACCUGGAGCUGGCCAUCCACCAUCACCAGUCCUUGUAUGAGCAGGUGACCCAGGCCUACACGGAGGUCAGCCAGGAUGGCAAAGCACUGCUGGACGUCCUGCAGCGUCCCCUGAGUCCUGGGAACUCCGAGUCUCUCACAGCCACAGCCAACUACUCCAAGGCGGUACACCAGGUGCUGGACGUGGUACAUGAGGUGCUGCACCACCAGCGGCGGCUUGAGAGCAUCUGGCAGCACCGUAAGGUGCGGCUGCACCAGCGGCUGCAGCUAUGUGUCUUCCAGCAGGACGUGCAGCAGGUGCUGGACUGGAUUGAGAACCACGGUGAGGCCUUUCUCAGCAAGCAUACUGGGGUUGGGAAGUCCUUGCAUCGAGCACGGGCACUACAGAAGAGGCACGAUGACUUUGAAGAAGUGGCUCAGAAUACAUACACCAAUGCGGAUAAACUCCUAGAAGCAGCGGAGCAGCUGGCUCAGACUGGGGAAUGUGAUCCGGAGGAGAUCUACAAGGCAGCCCGACACCUGGAGGUGCGCAUCCAAGACUUCGUGCGCAGGGUGGAGCAGCGGAAGCUUCUCCUGGACAUGUCAGUCUCCUUCCACACACACACCAAAGAGCUGUGGACAUGGAUGGAAGACCUGCAGAAGGAGAUGUUGGAGGAUGUCUGUGCAGACUCUGUGGAUGCGGUCCAGGAACUGAUCAAGCAGUUCCAGCAGCAGCAGACCGCCACCCUGGAUGCCACUCUCAAUGUCAUCAAGGAAGGCGAAGACCUGAUACAGCAGCUCAGGUCAGCGCCUCCCUCCCUGGGGGAGCCCACCGAGGCCAGGGACUCAGCUGUGUCCAACAGCAAGACGCCCCACACAAGCUCUAUCAGCCAUAUCGAGUCUGUCCUCCAGCAGCUGGAUGAUGCUCAGGUGCAGAUGGAAGAAUUGUUCCACGAGCGGAAGAUCAAGCUGGACAUCUUCCUGCAGCUGCGCAUCUUCGAGCAGUACACCAUCGAGGUGACAGCAGAGCUGGAUGCCUGGAAUGAGGACUUGCUCCGGCAGAUGAAUGACUUCAACACGGAGGAUCUGACCCUGGCAGAGCAGCGGCUACAGCGCCACACGGAGAGGAAGCUGGCCAUGAACAACAUGACCUUUGAGGUCAUCCAGCAGGGCCAGGACCUGCACCAGUAUAUCAUGGAGGUGCAGGCCUCAGGAAUUGAGUUAAUCUGUGAAAAGGACAUUGACCUGGCAGCUCAGGUGCAGGAAUUGCUGGAGUUUCUCCACGAGAAGCAGCAUGAACUGGAGCUCAAUGCGGAGCAGACUCACAAGCGGCUGGAACAGUGUCUCCAACUGCGGCACCUUCAGGCCGAGGUCAAACAGGUUCUGGGAUGGAUCCGCAAUGGAGAGUCAAUGCUCAAUGCCAGCCUGGUCAAUGCCAGCUCUUUGUCGGAGGCGGAGCAGCUGCAGCGGGAGCAUGAACAGUUCCAACUAGCCAUCGAGUCCCUCUUUCACGCCACUUCCUUGCAGAAGACGCACCAGAGCGCCCUGCAGGUCCAGCAGAAAGCAGAGGCACUGCUCCAGGCCGGCCACUACGAUGCCGACGCCAUCCGGGAAUGUGCCGAGAAGGUGGCCCUCCACUGGCAGCAGCUUAUGCUAAAGAUGGAAGACCGGCUGAAGCUAGUUAACGCCUCUGUGGCCUUUUACAAGACCUCCGAGCAGGUGUGCAGUGUUCUGGAAAGCCUAGAGCAGGAAUACCGGAGAGAUGAGGACUGGUGCGGUGGGCGAGACAAGCUGGGGCCAGCGGCAGAGAUGGACCACGUCAUCCCGCUGCUCAGCAAGCAUCUGGAACAGAAGGAGGCCUUCCUGAAGGCCUGCACUCUGGCACGGCGGAAUGCUGAGGUGUUUCUCAAGUAUAUCCACAGGAACAACGUUAGCAUGCCCAGUGUUGCCAGCCACACCAGGGCACCCGAACAGCAAGUAAAAGCCAUCUUGAGUGAGCUCUUGCAGAGGGAGAACCGUGUCCUGCACUUCUGGACCUUGAAGAAGCGGCGGUUAGACCAGUGUCAGCAAUAUGUGGUGUUCGAGCGUAGUGCUAAGCAGGCGUUAGACUGGAUCCAAGAAACAGGAGAAUAUUACCUCUCAACACAUACCUCCACUGGAGAGACCACAGAGGAGACUCAGGAGCUACUGAAAGAAUACGGGGAGUUCAGGGUGCCUGCCAAGCAAACGAAGGAGAAGGUGAAGCUUCUGAUCCAGCUAGCAGACAGCUUUGUGGAAAAGGGCCACAUCCAUGCCACAGAGAUAAGGAAAUGGGUGACCACAGUGGACAAGCACUACCGAGAUUUCUCACUGAGGAUGGGCAAGUACCGGUACACCCUGGAGAAAGCCCUGGGAGUCAACACGGAGGAUAACAAGGACCUAGAACUGGACAUCAUCCCAGCAAGCCUUUCGGAUCGUGAGGUUAAGCUCCGGGAUGCUAACCACGAGGUCAAUGAAGAGAAGCGGAAGUCAGCUCGGAAGAAAGAAUUCAUAAUGGCGGAGCUGCUCCAGACGGAGAAGGCUUAUGUGAGGGACUUACAUGAGUGCUUGGAGACCUACCUGUGGGAAAUGACCAGUGGUGUGGAGGAGAUACCCCCUGGGAUCCUCAACAAAGAGCACAUCAUCUUUGGCAACAUCCAGGAGAUCUACGACUUCCAUAACAACAUCUUCCUCAAAGAGCUGGAGAAGUACGAGCAGCUGCCUGAGGAUGUGGGACACUGCUUUGUCACCUGGGCAGACAAAUUUCAGAUGUAUGUCACCUACUGUAAAAACAAGCCUGAUUCCAACCAGCUGAUCCUGGAGCAUGCAGGCACCUUCUUUGAUGAGAUCCAGCAGCGGCACGGCCUGGCCAACUCCAUCUCUUCCUACCUUAUUAAGCCUGUCCAGAGGGUCACCAAGUACCAGCUGCUCCUGAAGGAACUUUUAACUUGCUGUGAAGAAGGGAAAGGGGAGCUCAAGGAUGGCCUGGAGGUGAUGCUCAGUGUCCCCAAGAAAGCCAAUGAUGCCAUGCAUGUCAGCAUGCUGGAAGGGUUCGAUGAGAACUUGGAUGUACAGGGGGAGUUGAUUCUUCAGGAUGCCUUUCAAGUGUGGGACCCAAAGUCGCUGAUCCGGAAGGGGCGGGAGCGGCACCUGUUCCUCUUUGAGAUCUCCUUGGUGUUUAGCAAGGAGAUCAAAGACUCUUCAGGACACACGAAAUAUGUUUACAAGAACAAGCUACUGACCUCAGAGCUGGGUGUGACCGAGCAUGUAGAAGGCGACCCCUGCAAAUUCGCCUUGUGGUCUGGGCGCACCCCAUCCUCAGACAAUAAAACAGUGCUCAAAGCUUCCAACAUCGAAACCAAGCAGGAGUGGAUCAAGAACAUUCGAGAAGUGAUUCAGGAAAGGAUCAUCCAUCUUAAAGGAGCUUUGAAGGAGCCAAUCCAGCUCCCCAAAACACCAGCCAAACUGAGGAACAAUAGUAAGAGGGAUGGAGUAGAGGAUGGUGACAGCCAGGGGGAUGGGAGCAGCCAACCAGACACCAUAUCCAUCGCCUCCAGGACCUCUCAGAACACAGUGGACAGUGACAAGCUCUCAGGAGGAUGUGAGCUGACCGUGGUCCUCCAGGAUUUCAGCGCAGGUCACAGCAGUGAGCUGAGCAUCCAGGUGGGCCAGACGGUGGAGCUGCUGGAGCGACCAAGUGAGAGGCCCGGCUGGUGUCUGGUCCGGACCACAGAGCGGAGCCCCCCACAGGAAGGCCUGGUCCCCAGCAGCACCCUGUGCAUCUCACACUCGCGCAGCAGCGUAGAGAUGGACUGCUUCUUCCCCUUGGUGAAAGAUUCUUACUCUCAUUCCUCCGGGGAAAAUGGAGGCAAGUCCGAAUCGGUGGCCAACCUUCAGUCUCAACACUCCCUGAACUCCAUCCACAGUUCGCCCGGUCCCAAGCGCUCCACCAACACCCUUAAAAAGUGGCUAACCAGCCCUGUGCGUCGGCUCAACAGUGGGAAAGCAGAUGGAAACAUCAAAAAACAGAAGAAAGUACGCGAUGGGCGGAAGAGCUUCGACCUGGGAUCACCCAAGCCUGGGGAUGAGACAACCCCUCAGGGAGACAGCGCUGACGAGAAGAGCAAGAAGGGUUGGGGCGAAGAUGAGCCAGAUGAAGAGUCACACACACCCCUUCCUCCGCCCAUGAAGAUCUUUGACAACGACCCCACCCAGGACGAGAUGUCCUCUCUGCUAGCAGCCCGGCAGGCUUCCACUGACGUACCCACUGCUGCCGACCUUGUCAGUGCCAUAGAAAAGCUGGUCAAAAGCAAGCUGACUCUGGAAGGAGGCUCUUAUCGGGGGAGCUUGAAGGACCCCACAGGCUGCCUGAAUGAGGGGAUGACCCCUCCCACACCUCCUAGAAACCUGGAAGAAGAACAGAAAGCCAAGGCUCUGAGAGGCAGAAUGUUUGUCCUGAAUGAGCUGGUGCAGACAGAGAAGGAUUACGUCAAGGACCUGGGCAUUGUGGUGGAGGGCUUCAUGAAGAGAAUAGAAGAGAAGGGGGUCCCUGAGGACAUGCGAGGAAAGGACAAGAUGGUGUUUGGAAACAUCCACCAGAUUUAUGACUGGCAUAAAGAUUUUUUCCUGGCUGAACUGGAAAAAUGUAUCCAAGAGCAAGACAGACUGGCCCAGCUCUUCAUUAAACACGAGCGGAAGCUGCAUAUCUAUGUGUGGUACUGCCAGAACAAGCCACGCUCCGAGUACAUCGUGGCCGAAUACGAUGCCUACUUUGAGGAGGUGAAACAAGAGAUCAAUCAAAGGCUGACCCUUAGUGACUUCCUUAUCAAGCCCAUUCAGAGAAUAACCAAGUACCAGUUGCUACUCAAGGACUUCCUGCGAUACAGCGAGAAGGCUGGUUUGGAGUGUUCAGAUAUCGAGAAAGCGGUGGAGUUAAUGUGCCUUGUUCCCAAACGGUGCAAUGACAUGAUGAACCUGGGACGCCUGCAGGGCUUUGAGGGCACCCUAACGGCCCAGGGCAAGCUUCUGCAACAAGACACAUUCUAUGUGAUUGAGCUGGAUGCUGGCAUGCAGUCCCGGACCAAGGAGAGGCGUGUGUUUCUCUUUGAGCAGAUCGUCAUCUUCAGUGAACUGCUCCGAAAGGGGUCCCUCACCCCAGGCUACAUGUUCAAAAGGAGCAUCAAGAUGAAUUACUUGGUCCUGGAGGAGAAUGUUGACAAUGACCCCUGCAAGUUUGCACUCAUGAACAGGGAGACUUCAGAGAGGGUCAUUCUGCAGGCUGCCAACUCGGACAUCCAGCAGGCCUGGGUGCAGGACAUCAAUCAAGUCCUAGAAACACAAAGGGACUUCCUAAAUGCACUACAGUCACCCAUUGAGUAUCAGCGGAAGGAAAGGGGCACAGCUCUGGUCCGCUCCCAGCCUCCGAGGGUCCCACAAGCCAGCCCCAGACCCUACUCGUCUGUCCCUGUGGGCUCCGAGAAGCCCCCCAAGGGCUCCAGCUACAACCCGCCUCUGCCACCCCUGAAGCUAUCUACCUCCAAUGGCAGUCCGGGCUUCGACUACCACCAGCCUGGGGACAAGUUUGAAGCUAGCAAGCAAAACGACCUGGGAGGCUGCAACGGGACCUCAUCCAUGGCAGUAAUCAAAGAUUACUAUGCCCUGAAAGAGAACGAAAUCUGUGUGAGCCAAGGUGAGGUGGUCCAGGUCCUCGCCGUUAACCAGCAGAACAUGUGCCUGGUCUACCAGCCUGCCAGCGACCAUUCCCCGGCAGCAGAAGGCUGGGUCCCAGGCAGCAUCCUGGCACCCCUCACCAAAGCCACAGCAGUGGCAGAAAAUAGUGACGGGAACAUCAAGAAGUCAUGUUCAUGGCAUACUCUACGCAUGAGAAAGCGGGCAGAAGUGGAGAACACGGGUAAAAAUGAAGCCACAGGGCCUCGUAAACCCAAGGAUAUUCUGGGCAACAGAGUCUCUGUUAAAGAGACGAACAGUUCCGAGGAGUCUGAGUGUGAUGAUCUUGACCCUAAUACUAGUAUGGAGAUCUUAAAUCCGAAUUUCAUCCAAGAAGUGGCUCCAGAAUUCCUCGUGCCCUUAGUAGAUGUGACCUGCUUGCUUGGAGACACGGUGAUACUGCAGUGCAGAGUCUGUGGGCGGCCGAAGCCCACCAUCAUCUGGAAGGGUCCGGACCAGAACAUCCUAGACACUGACAACAGUUCAGCCACGUCCACCAUCUCCUCCUGUGAUUCUGGGGAAAUCACCCUCAAGAUCUGCAACCUGAUGCCCCAAGACAGCGGCAUUUAUACCUGCAUAGCAACAAAUGACCACGGAACCGCAUCCACGUCAGCUACAGUUAAGGUGCAAGGUGUUCCCGCAGCCCCCAACCGCCCCAUCGCGCAGGAGAGGAGCUGCACCUCCGUCAUCCUCCGCUGGCUGCCUCCGGCCAGCACUGGGAACUGCACUAUUUCGGGGUACACUGUGGAGUACCGCGAGGAAGGUUCCCAGGUCUGGCAGCAGUCCGUAGCUUCAACCUUGGACACUUACCUCGUCAUUGAAGACCUUAGUCCUGGAUGCCCUUAUCAGUUCCGGGUCAGUGCCAGCAACCCUUGGGGAAUCAGCCUCCCCAGUGAAGCCUCGGAGUUUGUGCGCCUUCCAGAGUACGAUGCAGCCGCUGAUGGUGCCACCAUUUCUUGGAAGGAAAAUUUUGAUUCUGCUUACACCGAACUGAACGAGAUUGGCAGAGGCCGGUUCUCUAUUGUGAAGAAAUGCAUCCACAAAGCUACCCGCAAAGACGUUGCUGUGAAAUUUGUGAGCAAGAAAAUGAAGAAGAAGGAACAGGCUGCCCACGAGGCUGCCCUGCUUCAGCACCUGCAGCACCCCCAGUAUGUCACUCUCCAUGACACCUACGAGUCCCCCACGUCCUACAUCCUGAUAUUGGAACUGAUGGAUGAUGGCCGACUCUUGGACUACCUUAUGAAUCAUGAUGAGCUGAUGGAAGAGAAAGUAGCUUUCUAUAUCCGAGACAUCAUGGAAGCUCUGCAGUACCUCCAUAACUGCAGGGUGGCACACUUGGAUAUAAAGCCUGAAAACUUGCUCAUUGACCUCCGGAUCCCAGUACCUCGAGUGAAGCUCAUCGACUUGGAAGAUGCUGUCCAGAUCUCAGGCCACUUCCACAUCCACCAUCUGCUGGGGAAUCCGGAAUUCGCUGCCCCAGAAGUGAUCCAAGGCAUCCCUGUCUCCCUGAGUACAGACAUCUGGAGCAUCGGGGUUCUGACGUAUGUCAUGCUUAGUGGGGUCUCCCCCUUCUUAGAUGAGAGCAAAGAGGAGACCUGUAUCAAUGUGUGCAGGGUGGAUUUCAGCUUCCCUCACGAGUACUUCUGUGGCGUGAGCAACGCUGCCAGGGAUUUCAUCAAUGUCAUCUUACAGGAAGACUUCCGGAGGCGGCCCACGGCAGCCACGUGCCUGCAGCAUCCGUGGCUGCAGCCCCACAAUGGCAGCUACUCCAAGAUCCCCCUGGACACCUCCCGCCUGGCCUGCUUCAUAGAGCGCCGCAAGCACCAGAACGACGUGCGGCCCAUUCCCAAUGUCAAGAGUUACAUCGUCAAUAGGGUGAACCAAGGGACCUAGCCAUCCCCCAGCCCCUGAGGUUUCACAUAGAAGUGCCAUGUGAACCAAAGCAAGACUGAAAGUGUCUGUAAAUAGCUGUGUUCAUCAUUUCACUCCAUGUGGUUCUCUGGAUUAAGAGGUGGUUCCCUUAAACCUUGUCUGUGGUUCCGCGGGGUCCGAGUGGCAGAAGAGUGACCCUAAUCCCAGGAGCAUUCCAGAAGGUUCUGCCGAAGAAGUAAACAUGCAGAGCUGCAGGAAGUAUUAAAGAGGAAGGGCAAGGCUGACAAGAUAGUAGUCAGUAGAAAAUGUUAAUUGUACAUUCCAAAAUGGGUGGUUAAGUGGGCAAGCCGUCUACCACACCGUGAGGAGGAUAGUCGGUUUCUGACUCCAUUGAAAAUUUACGCUAAAAGUUCUAUUUAACAGAGAUGUCAACUAUUCUGCUUUAGAUGGCUUAGAUAUAGUUUCUUAACAGGAUACAUAUACACAUACAGUAUACUAGAUCCCAUUCAGGUUUCAGAGUUUUAUAAUAUAGAGUUCUAUAUGAAAUCAAUCCUAGGUAACUUUGAGUGCUCCCGUUAAGACAGUAAUUUAUUUACCGAAGCAUUGCAUUAUUUUGACUAAGCACAAUUAGACGACAAGUUUUUUAGAGCAUUUUAUAAAUCUUGUAUAGAAAUCUUUUAUCAGAACCUGUGUAUUAAGAGAAAGCAAUGUGACCCUUUUGAGAUCUGUGAAUGAGAUAUUGUCCCCCUCCAUCAUGGGUUGUUUGAGUAAGAGAGGUUCUGUUUAUCAAAAGUUCCCCCUGAACUCUCUGAUCGCUCAGAGUUCUUCCUGUGGGAAAGCCGGGAAAUAGGUCCAAAUCUAGUAAGAGUUGGGGGGUUGUUUUUUAUGUCCACACCAGGCCUGACGUAGGUAGAUGGAAAUCACGAGUCCAUACAAAAGGGCACAUAGAAACUUUUCCUACAGCUCCUGUGCACCACGUAGCAGUUCUUUCUGGUCACACAGCUGUAGAAUACGGUUUCCUGAAAGUUAGCUUGCUUUAUUCCUAACCCCUCAUGAAGCUUCGGGGUGCUUACCAAAAGGAGGCAGCCAUAUAAGCCUUUUAAAGGCUAGUCCUAAGUCCUUUCUCAAGCCAUGGAGCAAAGCCCGACCCAGCACUCUAACACAGCAUGGGUUCUUAACUGGGAUAGCAAUACCUAACACCACACAGCCACCAACGUCUCUGGACUAAAAGGAUUAACUGCAUUCGAGGCCAAUGCUGCUUUCUCCAUACACAAUUAUUCACUGCCCGGUGCCCUCUGGAGGGAAAACAAAUUAACCAGGGCACUUCAUGGGUUUUGGUUUGGUUUUUUGUUUGUUUGUUGUUGUUUUUUUUUGUUGUUGUUGGAGGGGGUGGGGGAGUUUUUGUUACUUUGUGUUUGUACAUGAUCCACCCUUUGUUUUCUAGAGUGUGUUUUUAAAAAUGUUUUUAUGCAAAUAAUAUUCUAAAAAUAUAACUCAAGUGUUUGUGUAAAGCAGGCUUCAUGUCCUCGUGUCUCUCCUGCUAGAGGGAUUGAGAACCCGAAAUCGUGUAGCACAAAGUGCAAUCGGAGAAUCUGGGGAGGGAAAGGAAGCUGCAAAACUGUUUUAACUAUUUCAAGAAGAAAUGAUGGGAACAGUCUGAACUUUUUGUAUAAAAACACGUAUUCCCAUGAUGGAAAUAGAGAAUUAAAAUACUCAUUUUUCCACCCACCCCCAUUGGUUUCAAAGCCAAAUUACUCAUCACCCACCCUCCAUCUCAUCUCAUCUCAUCCAAGAUUAUAGAGUAAUAAAUUAGUGGAAAGCAAAAGCAAUAAGAUUAGCUAGUACCUAGUACUUUGGGGAUUAACCAAAUAUGUGGAAACCGACUCUGACUGUAUAGUUUCCUGGUCUUCGGGUGGCCCUGGGUCAUCAAGCCUCACUCCCACAGAGCUUGCUAACCCUCCACAUUCUUCACCUAAACCAUGAUGUAUACACACAUAUAAAAGCAUAUGCUAUGGUAUUUAAAACAUGCUUACUAAAGUCUUUAUGAUGAAGUGUAGCAUGAGGGAGGAAGGCCUGGGCCCAGAGGGCUUGCUGUGGGAUAAAGUGCAGCCUCUGAGGACUCCAGAGACCCAAAAAGUGACAUGGCCAGGUCUGUUCUGUCCAUUAUGGCUGCCUUGAGAGAGGGGCUUCUUGUGGCGUCACUUAGGAUUGUUAUGACUGGCUGAGUUUCUGCUAGGGAGGAAAAGAGCCCAGGACAGUGACGUUCAGAUGCCACAGAAAGGCCAUAUUGAACGCACGUUGUGAGGUGACAGAAUGCUAGGCAGAGCCAAAGUUUUCACAGCACGCUUGUGUCAGGGUUGGGGUGGUCCAGAUGUGGAGCUGCAUGAAGUCGUCUCGAGUACACAGGGAAGACAGGAAAGGAUGAGGGGCAGCCCAAAUACAGCCGUUAGAACAGGGCAAGUGUCAGCGAGGUCGUGAGAGAGAGAGGGGACACACUUUCUAUUUGAGGACUGAAAUGAACAGGGAGGUCCCUAGCCACAAAAGCACCUGGUCCCUCCAACAGGGAACAAGAUGGUUUCUGCUCAAUAAUUCUCCCUAACAAGCUGGGAAUUAGGAACAAUCCCAUUGAGGGGGCUAGGAAAUAAAGAAGAACCGGGAGCCCCGCUCCUGCACCUGUUUUGGCAGGGUGGUUUGUUACUAAGAAGAGGGGAGAGGAGAGAAAAUCUCCCACCCCUACCACCAUCCCAGUUGUUCUUACUGAGUGAACUGCCAGCCCCCAGGUUCCUCGUCUGGCGUGUAUUCAUCAUUUUUAGCUCCUUGGUUUUAUGUUAAAAGGGUGGGGUACAGAGUGAUGGGAAAGAUCAGGGCCAACCCACGAUCCUGAUGAGAAAUCUAAUAAUGUGUUGCGCCUUUUACAUUCGCUUCAAAUGAAGCAGAUUUCUCUCCACUUAGACCUGAAUGUGGUAAAAACUGCUAAGAACAACUUUGUGAUGUGUGAUGUAUCCUGCAGGUCUCUCCCAGCCACUGUCAACCUGAGUGGGGGUGGAGGAGGCCGAGGGGAAAGCUGGCCUCCCAGCUUUGUGCUUUGCAAAGCCUUUACAGAUAGUAGUGCCUUUUGGAGGGGCGGUGGGGAGUGAAGACAUCCGAUUGCAUUUGGAUUUGCUGAUGCUGCAGUAUUUUUUCCUUAGGUUUAAGAUAUCUUUUAAGCGAAAACAUCUGAAUGUAGGGCGGGACCAGGUGUUUUUGAGUACCGAUCUCAGCUAUCCCAAAUUUCGUUCUUUCUUGUUUCUGCCCCAUGUUCCCAUUGAUAAGAUAGAAUUUGGGGAGAUGGAGAGAGAACAUUCAUCUCUUAAGAAUGUUGAGGAAGAUGUCCUAGCUGACACAUCUAUAAAAUAUUUUUGAUUUCCUUAAAGUGCUACACACUGCCAGUGGUAGAAUUUUAUUAACAAUAACUUUGAACAUUCCAGUUUCCCACAGUCUUAUCUUCAGAUUCCAUUUACAAACUCACGAGGUUAAACGCUGUCGAUUGCUUUUUAUUGGAAGUUCCAGGUGCUCCUCGUCUACAUGUUAUUUGGUCUCAUUUUAUAAUCUCCACCCUUUAAGAGCUUCUCUACAGAAAAGAUUAGGAGAGCUGCUGAGGACAUGAAGGUCCAUAAGCCGUUUUCUCCAGUAUUUCUUAUGGUAGACAUGAGAAUCUGACGCCUUCCAAGACAGCCAGCCCUUCCCUCUCUUCCCAAGCUAUAUAGAAAAACUGUGUGAAGAACCCAAACAGUUACUUUCCUCACCGGGAGGGCAGAUGUGAGGAUCGAACACCCUCCCAUGUCCCAAUUUGUUUCUUUAGAGUCUCACAAGAAUCUUCUAGAAAAGGCAAGUGGUUUGCAAGGGGGUAGGGAGAAGAUGGAUGGGACUUAGAGAAGGAGAGCUUAGGCUCUGGGCUUUCGAGACUAAUCUUCUCUCGUUGCCAAACCUCCAUGCCUGGGAGUCACUCGUUACUUUCUUUUUUCAUGACUAUCUGGAAGAACUUGGAAAAAAUGUAUCUGUGAAAAUAUGAGGGAGAAAAUGCGAUACAAAGUAAACAGUGGUUAUUUUUCUAUGUUAAAUGAAACUCUCUCCUCUAGUCCCAAGAGAGGGGAAAUACACUGAACACAAAGGGUCUCUGUAGUAGGCAUGGUACCCGCACAUCACCUCCUACGGCAGCCCAUGAAUUGUACUGGGUGAGUUUUGAGGAAUGUAGACCGUGCUCCUUUGUUGCCUGGGUAACAUUCCAAUGGAGUCUGGAUGAGGCAAGCAUCUACAAGCUUUCGAGAGAUUUAUUUGUAAAAAGCACCUCAUGAGUUUUCUUUUCUAUUUAAAAACCUAAAUACCUUUAGGGGAGGAAUUAUUACAGCCAGGAUAGGCUAAAGGCAAAGCUCACAUGGAGUUCGCCAACAGAAAAGAAGGUACUAUGAUAGUCAUUUUCUGAAAACCACAAGGCUCUCAUCAUCAUUCAUUCUAAAGAGCUCAGAGGGGCUGGAAUUUGUCCAGAAACUUAGAUGCUUUGAUAGGAAAUGUUUUUCAUGAAAAAUCUAUAUGGAAAUAGAGUACAGAAAUAUUAUAUGGCCACAUUUUUUUAUGAAAGACAUUUUCUCUUAUUUUUUAAUAUAGGUUGAAGUUAUAGGAGAAUAUAGUCAUUCUACUACAGUGCUUUAAUCUUUAAAAGAUAUUAAUUAAAAGCCUAAAAUUAGCGCUCCUAGGCUAUUGUCUUUUCUUAUCAGUCUGUUUGUUAAGAAAUUCCAAACUGUGGUCAGGUUUCGUUUUUAUCCAAAUGACCAACCUAACAGUUUAGUCAGAUAAACCUCCUUCAGCGAACGGGGAAGAGCAAGAAAACAUGUAAAUAGCAAGUCUUGGAAUUCCUGAGAAUUAAUUUAACCAAGCCAAUUUGCCAGUCCAGGGAGAGGAGGUUUUCCCGCUUCCAUUAAGAACUAAGUUCGAAUCCUGGAGUCCCUGGAGACCAUUACUGUGACCUCAAAGACCGUGGCUAUGAACCUGAAGUUAACAAAGCAUUUGUCUUCUCCUACUAACUUAAGCCAUAACUAUCACCUCCGUGUUCAAUUUCUUUUGUUUUUAUUUUUUUACCCCUGGUGCUUUUACUUCUGUUUCUGCCAAACUUCAGACUACUGUGAGGAAGUAAAAAAAAACUGGAAAAGGGACAAACAGGAAGACUGUGAAAAACUAAACACACCCUUGAGAAUGCUAUUUAUGCAGAGAAUAGCAGCAGUUAAGGGCAAACUGUUGGCAAAUAUGGAUAUAUGUACAUCUGUACAUGUAUAUAGUGUAUAAUAUGUAUGUAUAUGUGAUUGCUCAUAUGCAGAAAUCUAUCCAUUUGCAGGCAGCCCAGGUGGGUCAGUUUUUCUACUGGAAAACCAUUUAGGACCAUUCAAAACCAUUAGGGAUAAGAUGUGGAGAAGUCUAUUCACAUGGGGACUAAUUUGAUGUCUUUCGAAGUCCAUAUGGCCAAACGAACAAAUUAUGAAACACAUUGGGACCAUUAUUUAUGUGAUUCUGUUUACUCAGAAUUCUAUAUUUGAAUUCGUGUGUGUGUGUGUGGUUUGUUUUUGUUGUUGUUUUAUUUUUGCUGUUGUUGUUUUGAGGCAAGGUCCCUCUGUGUAGUCCUGGCUAUCCUGGAACUCACUCUGUAGGCCAGGCUGGCCAGAGACCUUCCUGCCUCUGCCUCCCAAGUGCUGAGAUUAAAGGCAUACACCAUCAUGCCCAACCUAUAUUUGAAUUUUAAUAUCUGAUUUGCAAACCGUGCCCACACUUCAUGGUUUUGAGUGAUCCCUUCCCCCAAAGUCUUUUGGGAAUUUGUGGUGGGUUCCUCUGGCCAUUCAGCUAAAAGGCCUUAUUCAUAAGCGGACAGGUUUCCCCAUAGGGACCAUUACACAUAUACAUAUAAGUACCUGCUUCCACCAGGCUUGUGACAGUUGAUUCAAAAUCACUCCGCAGUAUUGGUAAAUAGCUCUAUAUUUUCAAGGUGCAGAAGAAUUCCACAGCCUUAAUUAUUUCAGUGUCUUGCUGGUCUGCCUUAAGUGUAUCUUCUGGGGUUUGGGGUUUUGGUUGUUUUAUUAUUUUAAAUCUUCCUGCAGUUAUUCAUUUUGUAUGUACACAAUGUUGUUUUGUAAAGGUAGGUUGUAAAUAUUUUAUUUGUAAGUCGGGUCCCUUCCGUGUAAUGUUGUAAAGUGCCGACCUGCUGUCUUGUUAUGAUUACUGCAGUACACGUUAUAAGUUGUGGAUGAAGUUUCAAAAUGUACAUUUCACAUGUUAUGCAUUCCUAUAAAUAUAAUAUACUGAAGAUACUA
Microtus ochrogaster (prairie vole) is the source of this 15633-nucleotide messenger RNA. It is a transcript of the gene Kalrn, whose product is annotated as kalirin RhoGEF kinase. NCBI's taxonomy places the organism in Eukaryota, Metazoa, Chordata, Mammalia, Rodentia, Cricetidae. Gene Ontology annotation, biological process: axon guidance; intracellular signal transduction; protein phosphorylation. Gene Ontology annotation, cellular component: cytoplasm; postsynaptic density; extrinsic component of membrane. The record is from RefSeq and is a predicted model, not a curated record. Gene Ontology annotation, molecular function: ATP binding; guanyl-nucleotide exchange factor activity; protein binding.